UUUAUUCUUUUCCCGUAUCCGCUCCGCGCUCACUUUUGUACCAUAUAUCUGAGUGCACGAGCCUAAGCGGUUAUUAUGAAAAUCGAAGCGAUUGCAAGAGGCGUGUCGAGGACUACAUGCGGAAUAAGGACACGAAACAAUUCACACUGACUCCGAAGGGGUGAUUUUGAGUGUGAACUGGCAUAUGGAUGUCUGAUCGAGAGACACUGACUCUAAGAAAGGAAUAUAUCAUCUGGGACUUAAGUACCUGACAUCCAUGUUACAGUAUUCUCCACCUGAUCCUCAGCCAUUUGGCGGAACACCACUUGCAAUGUUAGCAGCCCAGUGUAGCAAAAUCACAAACAAGAGCCCCCCACCAUUAGCAGAAGCGACAGUCGGCAAGAGUUUUGUCCCUUGGAAGAAGGGCGUUGCUACUAGCGAUAACCGCAACCCGCUACAUCUUACAUCUCAGAGAGUCCCUACUCUCAACCCCUCGUUGUCGAUGACCAGCAGUGGACUUACCUACCCUCGGUCAACAAUCAACUCGUCUUGUUCCGGAAGCUACGGCAGCGACAUGCUGUACCCAACAACAACGUCUGCGUCUCAGAGCGACAUCUCCCAGGCAGCAUUCCUCCAGAAGAUGCACGGAGAUAGCGGUAUAGGAAAUUCGGGCUUCGGUGGAAUGUACUCAAGGGUUCCCUCAGUCACGGGCCACCAUUACGAAGCGUGGCCCUUUGCAGCAGGCAUGACGUCAUCACACCCCCCAGCUACGCAUACGUUGAAGACCGAGAUGACGACAACGGUAAACGGCGGAUCGCCGUGGUGGGAGAUGCAUUCGGCGAACAUGCACUCCAACCCUUCCAACUGGCUGUCGGAUAUCCCCAGUUCCGCUUCUGGACCCCAUUCUCAGAUAUCCAGUGGAUAUCCAUCCUCGGAAUACCCCUUGGGGUAUAGCCUACCAUCCGCCCCUAGUUCUCUUCUCUCCUCGGGCCAACAUUUGUUACAGGACACUUACAAAUCUAUGCUCCCCGCCCAAGGGGAACUGGGAGCGUCCAGUGUGACCCCCUUCCUCACCCGACCCGGCUUGUCCGGGAUCCCCAGUCCACGCAGUCAGAGACGGUACACCGGCAGGGCGACGUGCGACUGCCCCAAUUGCCAGGAAGCAGAUAGACUCGGACCCGCCGGGGAACAUCUCCGGAAACGGAACAUUCAUAGCUGCCAUAUUCCUGGCUGUGGUAAGGUGUAUAACAAAACCUCACAUCUUAAAGCUCAUCUACGUUGGCAUACUGGCGAGAGACCGUUUGUGUGUAACUGGUUGUUUUGUGGGAAAAGAUUCACGAGGUCAGAUGAGCUUCAGCGGCAUUUGAGAACGCAUACCGGAGAGAAGAGAUUCGCGUGCCCCGUGUGCAAUAAAAGGUUCAUGCGCAGUGAUCAUCUGAGCAAGCAUGUGAAGACACAUAGUCAAACAGGAGAUAAGAAAGGAAGCGGAAGUGACACGGAGAACAGUCAGGAAGCUGUUAAUGUCAACACAUCUCCUGCUAACACUGCCACACAGAUCUCACAAGUACCCAUAAAGGAAGAACAGGCAAUGAGAUAGAGUAAUCUCCCUUUGUGUCCUUGGACACGGCACAUAAGACUUUGACUGUCAAAUCAAUGAGACAGUGAUGGUGUAAUAUUCACUCUUUGUGACGAGCGUGCUCUGUGACAAUCCCUUGACACAAAUAUUCUAUAACUCCGUAUGACGUCACUAUGACGUAGUCGUGACGUCACUUCCAGUGAUAACCAUUUUAUUCACAUUUUAGAGUGGCCUGUUUCAUGUUAUUGUAGAGAAACUGUCAGAUUCUCACGUAUCAGUUCAAGAGACAGUUUAAUUUGUCAUCAAUACAUUUGUCAAUUUGAAAAAUGUUCUUGCUACAGCUUGAGACGUUUAAAGACACAAGUCACACAUUCAGACUAACAGGGAAUGCAUAUUCCUUUGAUCUUAUUCACACAACGAUAUUUUAUAUUAUUUAUAAAUGUAUUGUCUGUGGCAGGAGGAUAUGUGUAGUACUUUGUAUUGAUAAUCUGUAGCAACGAAAAGUUGAAUUUAAUUUUACAUCCCAUAGGUAAAAUAUAUUUCAGUCGCUCAUAUCUGUAUGUUUGCAUCAGCAGUUUUAGUCUGAAUUUAUCGAAUGGACAGUAACUGUGAUGCGAAUGCCUUAUUUCCAUAUGAUUCAAAGCAUUUGAAAUUAAUGCAGACUAAAAGAAAAGGAAUAUUUGACACCUGAAUUCUUGUGUUAAAGGAGUUCACUAUAGGUCUUGGUUGAAUUUAUAUUGUUACUAGUCGAGAAAUAUUCUUUCAUAUUUUCACAAACGCUAUUGACAUUGUUAUCGGAAUUCAUUGGACAUGAUUUUCAUUGGACAUGAUUUACACUGUUCAUAAACGUUCCUGCAAGUAAGAGUAUAUCGAAGCGGGUAAAUGCACGCUAACUUGAAACAAUAUGUACCGUAAUUUGUCUUUUUAUUACAACGUAACAAUGGACAGUGUGCAAAUGUUAUUGGAUUUGUAUCCUUAAAAGAUCAUUUGUUUUUAAAAAUAUGUUUUAGUGUUUUUCAAUUUUAACUUUAAACGAACCGAAACCGUUUUAUAAUCAAAACUCUUUAAUUGUUAACUAAUAUGUUUCAUUCUGAUUUCUCCAAUAGAUAAAUUCAAACCUAGAUAUAUCUGACAUGAUCGUACUCAGUGUAUCAAGAAGCUACAUUCAGCUAUUCAUAAUGUUAAAUCACUACAUGAAACGUAUCUGCGUAUACGUUUUUCAGAUACUACAGCACAACUCAUCCAAUUCGUAGUUCUUUAAAAUUCAAGAGUUUUGGAACAUAUUAUGGAUGCAAGACGCUUUCUUCCUGCUGGAAAUGCUUGAUCAAAAUAAUAUCACGUUUUAUUGGAGUUAGGAUUUACAUACAAGAACUACUCUUCAUGAGUAUUGAACCAUUGGAGAUUUACAACAGAAGAAAAGUAUGCAUUUUAUACGUGUCCGGUUGUGAGUUUUUGAUGGGUGUGAAUCUGUCUGUCUGAAGUAGAUAAAUGUUGACAGCAUGGUUUGUUUAGAAUUAUGCUGCUGUACGCAGUACAUGUUCCUAGUGAAUAUGUCUGUAAUAUUUGGAGGGUAUGUUUCUUCCUUGAUGUAAAUAGUUAAUUAUUAUUGUACAGAGUGCUAGGUAAAAUGUUCAAAGCUGUAAUAAAUCUAUUUGAUACAAA
Haliotis rubra (blacklip abalone) is the source of this 3217-nucleotide messenger RNA. Its product is annotated as transcription factor Sp9-like. The record is from RefSeq and is a predicted model, not a curated record. Bases 257 to 1576 code for a protein of 439 amino acids. Lineage: Eukaryota; Metazoa; Mollusca; Gastropoda; Lepetellida; Haliotidae. Gene Ontology annotation, biological process: regulation of transcription by RNA polymerase II. Gene Ontology annotation, molecular function: RNA polymerase II cis-regulatory region sequence-specific DNA binding; DNA-binding transcription factor activity, RNA polymerase II-specific. The transcript is spliced from 2 exons.